This is a messenger RNA of Daphnia pulicaria, 1249 nucleotides long. RefSeq lists its product as uncharacterized. Bases 164 to 1225 code for a protein of 353 amino acids. Gene Ontology annotation, biological process: cilium-dependent cell motility; regulation of cilium movement; axonemal dynein complex assembly. NCBI's taxonomy places the organism in Eukaryota, Metazoa, Arthropoda, Branchiopoda, Diplostraca, Daphniidae. The record is from RefSeq and is a predicted model, not a curated record. Gene Ontology annotation, cellular component: axonemal dynein complex; axoneme. The transcript has 4 exons.
GGAUCAUUUGGAUUUCACCCGGACCACCCAGCGCUGUCAACUGGGAGAGAUUGACGCAAGUUAUUUUUUUAUCUUUUAAAUCAAUUCAAAAUUAAAUUUAAAUAUUUUACAGUCAGCUUUUGGCAAAGAUUACAAUUUGUUGCUGGAAGAUCACUCCAAACUGAUGGAUAAAAUGCUGUCCGAUUGGUCGACAUCGGAGAACGAAAUCAUUCACGAACUCAACGACAUCGGAAGCCAUUGGGUGGACGAUUUGGACGAGACGGACGCGUACUAUUACAGCGAAUGCAGCCGAACGCGCCACCGUCUAACGGCGGACAUCCAGUUGAUUGAGCAAGAACUGGAGAAGCUCAAAGUCGAUUUCACUCUCAACAACGAAGUGCUGGAUUACAAUUGCCGGGUGCUGAAACUCCGCGAAGAGGAGCGGGCCGGUCUGAUCGUCGGCAACAAACGCAAAAUCAACCGGAUGACCGAUCGCUACCGACAGCUCAAGGAGGAGAACGACAAAAUCGACCAGACUCGACGCGGAGAAGAACUGAAAUUGUUGAAAGAAGUUGAACAUUUACGCCACGAUUGCGACUCAAUGGAGCGCAAAUUCUCCACCAUCAAAAGCGCCAACGAUCGUCAACUCGAAUCCGUUUGCGAAAUGGCCGAAGAUCGAAUCAGCCAACUCCUCAAAAAAUUGGCUGGUAUCGACGAACGAAUUUUCGUUGAGAUUUUGGAACAGCCGUGGGACAAACUAGUCGGCGUGUCACGUCACAUUGAAUCGAAAUCAGUCGAACUGGAUGCCAAGGAUCUGGACGCAGAGGUUGUGCGUCUGGAUAAGAAUUUAAAAUUCUUGACGGAUACAGUGGCGAGUGUGGACAACGCAAAAGAGCGACUGAUGAAGGCGUUGGACAUUCCCGACGAACACGAAUUCCGUAUCCUGCUGUCUGCAAUGCGAUUGGUUCCCGAUUCCGAUUUGAUGAAAGAACUGGCCUGCUACAUCCACCAGCAGCGGUCGCGACCGGCAGAUCAGCCCGUCACGACGCGCUUCUACUUGGCCGACGUGGCGACUAUCCGGUCACAUUUCCAACUCUUCAAAGAGACGGCCGUACCUAAAAAACGACUCGACAUGUGGAAAAUGCUGGCCCGGGCACUCAUCCAAUACGAGCAGAUCCUACGCGAUCGAUUGACGUUGGCAGCCGAUUUGCUGGCACUGACCAAACAACCUACUGCACUCGGUUAGCAAAUUGGAGAAAAAACAAACAAA